Molecule: messenger RNA, 1046 nt
Organism: Peromyscus californicus insignis
Lineage: Eukaryota; Metazoa; Chordata; Mammalia; Rodentia; Cricetidae
Gene: Use1
Product: unconventional SNARE in the ER 1
Exons: 8
Coding region: 214-1029 (271 amino acids)
Biological process (GO): retrograde vesicle-mediated transport, Golgi to endoplasmic reticulum
Cellular component (GO): SNARE complex; endoplasmic reticulum
Molecular function (GO): SNAP receptor activity
Source: RefSeq, a predicted model, not a curated record
AAAAAAGAAAAAAGACCAAACAACAAAAUUACAAUUUUAAAAAGAUGCUCUCUUGGGAAGAAAACGGUUUAUCCUUGGACAAACACGGACGGCACAGUGCCGUGGCUUGAAACAAAACUACUUCCGUUCCAAGCCUAGCAGGGCGGACCUCGGAGGGGCGGGACGAUCGACCAAAAGAAAGCCUCCUCGCAAACACUUCCGCCCUUCCCUAAGAUGGCGCAGGCGGAAGGGGCCGGUCACCGCCCGCUGGCGACGUCGCGGCUGGAGUUGAACCUGGUGCGGUUGCUGUGUCGCUGCGAGUCAAUGGCAGCAGAAAAGCGGGAACCGAACGAGUGGCGUCUGGAGAAGUAUGUGGGUGCCCUGGAAGACAUGCUGCAGGCCCUGAAAAUCCAAGCAAGCAAACCCGCCUCUGAAGUCAUCGGCGAGUACUCGCGCAAGGUGGACUUUCUGAAGGGCAUGCUGCAGGCUGAGAAGCUGACCUCCUCCUCUGAGAAGGCUCUAGCUAACCAGUUCCUGGCCCCUGGCCGAGUGCCCACCACAGCCAGGGAACGGGUGCCCGCCACCAAGACCGUACAUUUGCAGUCCCGGGCACGUUACACCAGUGAGAUGCGGAGUGAGCUGCUGGGCACGGAAUCAUCUGGAGAGCUUGAGGUGGACAUGAGGAAGCGCAUCAGAGCAAAGGGGCCCAGACCUGCAGAUGAGAAGCAUUCAGCGUCCGAGCUUGACCUCGUCCUCCAGAGGCACCAGGGCCUCCAGGAAAAGCUGGCGGAGGAGAUGCUAGGCCUGGCACGCAGCCUCAAGACCAACACACUAGCCGCCCAGAGUGUCAUCAAGAAGGACAACCAGACCCUGUCACACUCUCUCAAGAUGGCCGACCAGAACCUGGAGAAGCUGAAGAUGGAAUCAGAGCGGUUGGAGCAGCAUGCGCAGAAGUCGGUGAACUGGCUGCUGUGGGCCAUGCUCAUCGUCGUAUGCUUCGUAUUCAUCAGCAUGAUCUUGUUUAUCCGAAUCAUGCCCAGGCUGAAAUAAAGCCCUCUGCCAGCUUA